Molecule: messenger RNA, 1869 nt
Organism: Trypanosoma grayi
Lineage: Eukaryota; Euglenozoa; Kinetoplastea; Trypanosomatida; Trypanosomatidae
Exons: 1
Coding region: 1-1869 (622 amino acids)
Molecular function (GO): protein binding
Source: RefSeq, a predicted model, not a curated record
AUGCUACAUGCAUUUGAGGAGCACGGUUCCGUGCCCAUAACAUGUGUCGCCGAUUUAUACGGAUCGGCUGGAUCAUUUGGCCAGCUACAGAACCUGGAAGCCCUCUCUGCCAGCGCCGAGGGGGCUGUGACAAGGUUUAAUGUGUGGAAUGGGAGGCCGACGUCAAUGGCAAGCUGUACAGGUAAAGCGCCAGUGACUGCAAUGCUCAUGGUGCCAAAGCAUUCGUUGGUGUGGUGUGGGGAUGAAAAGGGCUCUGUCACCGUGUUUCAAUUACCUUCGUGUGGGGGAUUGAACACUGCAGACCGGUCUCCUCUUGCUAGCAGCACUCAUUGUCGCAUGUGUCAUGAGUCUGCGGUCGUGUCCUUCGCUACAGACGGUGACGCAUUUGUGUACAGCGGAUCUUCAGAUGGAAGCCUCUUGUCGUGGUCGGUGCAGGAACCUUUUCAGUUCCAGGGUCAUGUUGGGCAUCACACGGGGGAAUUAGCCCAUAUUCUAGCCGUUUGUGGUGGUUUUCUUGUUUCGGUCGGACCGGACUCUUCUGCAGUUCACGUCUGGCCAGUGGGUGAGAAGCGAGCGAUGCAGGAGCCGUUCGCUCUCAGAGGUCACACAGAUGGUGUGCUUAGUUGCCUCCACGUUGGUGGUGUGUGUCUCUGGAGCGGUGGGGAAGACCGCUUUAUUCGCGUGUGGGACCUCGGGGACCCUGUCCACCUCAGCUGCCGUUUGGUCACCCCUAGUUUGACUGCAGUAAGAGCAGACGCGGUGCCGAGUUGCCUGUCAAAUGAGGAGACGGAGCCAGACGAAGAGGAAGAAGGGGACGACUCUCUGCAAGAUAACUCAAUUCGAAUGCUUGCUGGGCACAAGGAAUCCGUCGUUGCACUCCGCGAAUCCCGUGGAAUUGUAUUUUCGUGCGACGUCUCUGGGGUGAUUCUGGCGUGGAAUGCCAAUCGUUUUUGGCUUUUGCAUGCCUUUCGGGCACCACUCGGAACGCCGCUACCGAAACCUCCGUCUGGUGUUGCAACUGUUAGCGCUUUUGGAAGUAAUGAUGGCGAAAAGAGCGCUGCUUCUGGUGUUGGCGAAGUGAUUCGUGGGGCACGUUGCCUAAGCUUUGUGGAGGGCUUCUUCUGGAUUAUCGACACACCCAGUGGCCCACGGAGCCUUUACAUGCCCAGCCACCCUCGUCUGAGGAAGGCACUGUCUGACGGCUCGACAGAUGCUGUUCUCUCCUCGGAUGAACUAAAGGGUGAGGACAGACUAAUGGCUAAGUUUGGAGUGUAUAUGCGUUAUACAAUGGACCUUUUCACACAAUACACUGAACUUCGCAAUGAGGCCUUUUUUCAUCAUAUUUUCAACGUCGCCCCCCAGCAGCAGCAGCAGCAGCAACAUGAAGAGGAGGCAUACCAGAGCCGUGUUUGGUGUGGAGUGGGAUCACUAAAAACCACGUCUCCACACAGCAACCCCUCUGGAGAGGAGAAGGAGAACGAAUCUGUUGUUGCAUAUCGGCCAUUGUGUGAAAAGUGUUCUGAAGUGGAUAGAAUUCAGGUGAUGCGGGUAGCGUUGGAGAAGGAACGUGCUCUCUUCGCCACUAAACGAAUGGAAGAGGAGAAGCGUUUGUGUAUGGAGCGACAGAAGCUAGCCGAGGAAAGAGCACGCCUUGAGGGUCGUGCUCAAGCGCUGAGUCGCUUGCAGACAAAGCUUAUAGAGUCUAAAAGACAUCAAGUGUGUGCUGGUGCCGAGUACGAGAAGUUUUUACAGUCCAUAAGGAAGCGAGAGUUGGAACGCGAACACCAGUUGGCCAGUGUCAGCACCGAGCUUUCAUAUCUUCGGCUCAAGUAUGGUGACUGGAGUGGUGCGCACGAAGAAGGCUUUUAA